This is a messenger RNA of Gloeophyllum trabeum ATCC 11539, 159 nucleotides long. RefSeq lists its product as uncharacterized. NCBI's taxonomy places the organism in Eukaryota, Fungi, Basidiomycota, Agaricomycetes, Gloeophyllales, Gloeophyllaceae. The annotation marks the transcript as partial. The record is from RefSeq and is a predicted model, not a curated record. The transcript has a single exon.
CCCAGGUACCUCGGACCACUUAUUACAGUGUCCAGGAACCGUGGCGGAGCUUAUAUCCUCGCUGAACUCAAUGGUACGCUCUUCGAUCGACCCUUUGCUGCGUUCCGCGUCAUUCCCUACCUCGCAAGAAAAUCUAUUACGCUCCCGGAGGAUUUUACA